Messenger RNA from Exophiala spinifera, 1743 nucleotides. RefSeq lists its product as uncharacterized. The transcript has a single exon. Gene Ontology annotation, biological process: negative regulation of transcription by RNA polymerase II; negative regulation of phosphatase activity. NCBI's taxonomy places the organism in Eukaryota, Fungi, Ascomycota, Eurotiomycetes, Chaetothyriales, Herpotrichiellaceae. The record is from RefSeq and is a predicted model, not a curated record. Gene Ontology annotation, molecular function: chromatin binding; phosphatase inhibitor activity; transcription corepressor activity. The coding region runs from base 1 to 1743 and encodes 580 amino acids.
AUGGACGAAUCUGCUUUGUCACGUAUCGAGCAGCAAAGGACGGAACUUGAGGCCAACAUUGCUAAACUCCGGACAUCGCUUCGACACUGGCAAACCCUGGAAAUAGAUUACGAGAGUCUGAAGGAGGAAUUUUUCGGCUUGUCAGAGGAUUCUACGGUCGAAAAGUGUUUAGAAGCCGCUCGAGAUGCGAAGCUGGAAUUGAUCGACGAGAACGAGAUUCACACGCUUCUCAAAGAUAAUCACGGCAAUCCUCGCCAGCCUUCUCAGCUAGUGGGCCUCCUAUCAAAGCGCAUUGAAUAUGUCGAUCGAAAUGUUCAAACGGUUCGAAAACAGCUGUCCGACGCUGAAAAGCGAAGAAACGCCCUGUUACUUGCGGAGGAACCUGAUCACCGAGAUGAUGCCGGACUGCCGUUGGCCGAGAUCACUGAAGAAUUAGAUGAAUCAGGACAGGUAGUGUCAGGAAAGGUCGAUAUGCCUGGGUCAAGCGCACCACAAUUGCUGGACGUAUUGAAGAAAGCAGGCGUAACAGAAUUGAAGGAAACAGACGGCACUAUUACUCAUGCCGAGGCGACGGGCCCUUCUCAAGCUGACCGUGUGGGUGCUGAGGAAGGUGAACAAAACGAAUCUGCGGUUGUCGCACCGGCUGCCGAUACGUCGCAGACAGUCAACGUGCCUAUUAACACCGACGAUACCGAAGAAGAAGCUCAACUGCGUAGGGAAAUGUUGGAGUAUUCUCGAGGGAUGGAUGAAGUUGGCGCCAUCGUGGCUGAACUCGAUCUCGAAGAUGAUGGCUCAGACAUCUCCUACGAUGAUCAAGAUGACACGUUCGAGCUCGACUCUGAUAUGGAGUAUGACGACGAUGACUUCGAAGACAAUGAGUCCGAAGACGACAAUGGGAAGAGCAGGAAUCGUUUGACCGUACCGAGGGCCUAUCGGAAAAAGAUGGAGGAGCUACAGGAAAAGCUUGGCUUGAAGAACGUAGGACCAGGCUCUGAAAUUCCCGGUCUCGAUGAACAAUCACGGCCAUCCGCCGCUGAAGCUGCAAGGAAAGCAGCCCUUGCACGGCAUGACCAGUCAACGAAGAGCAACCUAAAGUCCAGUGUGAAGCAGGACGACACAUUAGCAAAACCCAAAGUAAGCAAGAAGAAGGUCGCAUUCUCAUCCGAGUUAGAUAUAGCACCUUCUGAGCCCUCAAUCUCGACACGCUCGAACCCUGAAACGUCGCGGCAAGAAUCAACGAGCACUUCUGCUGGAAGACCAAUUACUGAUUCUGUGGUUGAGAGACAACCACAGGCCGAAGACGCAACUGGCCCCGAUAGUGCACCAAUCCCCCCCAGAAAACAAUCACGUUUCAAGAGUGCACGACAGGCGCAGCCUCCAGCACCCUUACCUGCGGCCCCCAGGGCAGCGCUUUCGGAAAAUGCUGAAGCUCAAAGCAACAAAUCAGAUCAUCACCCUCCUCCGUCUGUGAUCAUAUCGAGGGACCUUGUUGAACGACCGUCGCCCAAGACGACCCAUGCGCCUGACCCAAAUGAUUUCUCAGAAGAAAGCCACCGACGUGAGAUCGCGAUGGAGUAUCAAAAACAUCGCAUGAAGCGAAUACACGCCCAAGACCGAGCCUUCGUUGGAGAUGGCGAAGACGACAAUUACGGUGAAAUGAUCACUUCCGGUAAAGGCAGAGGGCAGGAAGGCGCCACUGGUGGAAGGGUUAGUCGAUUCAAGGCAGCGAGACUUAAUCGGUAG